Choloepus didactylus (southern two-toed sloth) is the source of this 2673-nucleotide messenger RNA. It is a transcript of the gene UBE3D, whose product is annotated as ubiquitin protein ligase E3D. Gene Ontology annotation, biological process: protein polyubiquitination; protein monoubiquitination; proteasome-mediated ubiquitin-dependent protein catabolic process. The transcript is spliced from 11 exons. Gene Ontology annotation, cellular component: ubiquitin ligase complex; nucleus; cytosol. Lineage: Eukaryota; Metazoa; Chordata; Mammalia; Pilosa; Megalonychidae. The record is from RefSeq and is a predicted model, not a curated record. Bases 872 to 2197 code for a protein of 441 amino acids. Gene Ontology annotation, molecular function: ubiquitin conjugating enzyme binding; ubiquitin protein ligase activity; cyclin binding.
AAGGUGGAUGACGUUAGGGGUUGCAAUUAUCAGUAAACUCAAUUCUUUUAUAAUUGAGUGUUUAUCUCAAGCCAUGAUUUUGAAUUACUGUGAUGGACACAGAAAUCUGUGCAGCAGCAGGAUAAACUUUAAAAACCCCAAAUACUGAUUUUAGAAAAAUUUUCUUAUUCUAAUGUCUCUAGAGAAGUGGAUUUAUUUAUUUAUUUGUAAAUGCUUCAAAUCAAUAUUUUUGGUUUAUAUGAAUGGUUAAUCCCGUGAUUCAGGAUACUGGAAUUCUCUUCUGCACAGGUAAUAGAAAACCUCCUUACCCUGCAAAAAGACAAAAAAUAAAAUCGCAACUGUUUCAGUGUUACAGAGAUCAUUUCUAAGUUGAGAAGAAAUGUCAAGUCAGUCCUUGACAUUUGUUGCCUCAGAAAGAGAGAAGCUACCAAAGGACCUUAAUUCAUAAACAAAAGAUCAAAAUAAAGCGAGUUUGGGGUAAGGAAAUAUGCUCUUGGCUCUGCCGGGGAGGCGCCCUCCUGUAUCGCCCACUUUCAUCAUCUCCCUCUCUUGAUGCCCAUCCCUUACCCAAACUAGCCAAAGGAGUGUACCCCGGUCUAAUUUUUGCGGUAAUUUCCAGGGAGGCUGACGCUGCAAGGCCAGCCGGACGAGAAGCGAUGCCAGAGAGAUGCCUGGCCCCCGUCCACCUUUCUCAGCGCUCCAGGUCGAAGCCUAAUUUUAAAAAAACGCACUCCCCUCUGAUGCAGAGCCCUCGCGGCGGCGCGCUCUCCGUCCGGCAGGCGGUGCUGUGAGCUGGUAGGCUGCGCUAGCCGCGCACUCUGAUUCAGGGCGGAGCGGGCAAGUGCGGCUGCUGCUCCUCCUCCUCCUGCUUAUGCUCCAGCCGCAUGUGCAGUCGCGCCUGGUUCCUGUAGUCCAAGUGUGUCAGAGCCUCCGGCUGGAUUCCACCCGUAACUGGACCGCCGCCAUGCAGGCGGCGGCGGCGACGCGCGCGUUCGUGGAGGUGCGGAGAAGACUGCAGAGCGCGCAGCUGAUCGUAGGAGAUCCCAAAGAAGGAGGUCUGCCCAUGGAGAUUUCUAUAAUGCCAUCCUCACUCCAGUUGAAAACCCCGGCAGGCUGCACAGAGAUCUUGCUUCCAGCAGAGGUCGGGCUUGUGCCUUCCUCCUGUGGUGGGCUGCAGUACGUGGCUGGAGAUGGAUUACACCUGCGGCUGCAGGCUCGGGCAGAAGUAAGCACAAAACUGAUUUCAAUGUUUAAUCAAAGCUCACAAGCCCAAGAAUGUUGCACAUUUUAUUGCCAAUCCUGUGGUGAAGUCAUAAUAAGGGACAGGAAGCUCCUGAGGGUGCUCCCGCUGCCAAGUGAGAACUGGGGCACUCUUGUUGGAGAAUGGUGUUGCCAUCCUGACCCUUUUGCUAAUAAGCCACUGCAUCCACGAGAGAAUGAUUGCUUUACUGGAGACUCUUACCUCUUGGUGAAUUUAAGAAGAGAUUCACAGCCAAGACCUGAACUAGCUCAAAAGGACAUGCACUGUCUUUCUUCUGAGAACCAUUUUGAAUUGAAACCAAAGGCAAAUACCAAAGUAAUUUGUAAGCGUUGCAAGGUAAUGUUGGGACAGACCAUGUCAUCAGAAACCACAAAGUUUUAUAUGACAGAGAUAAUUAUUCAGCCAUCUGAGAGAAAUUUUCCCAUCAUACCAAGGUCGCAGUUUUUACAGAGCGUUAUUGCCCAGUGUCUGGUGGAACUCUCCUCUGCUAGAAGCACUUUUAGAUUCACUAUUCAAGGUCAUGAUGGGAAAGCAUACAUCUUGUUAUGGCUUUUAAACACAGACAGUUUAGUGAUUGGAUCUUUGGAAAAUUCCAAAAGUAUAAAAAAAUUCCCCCUUUUGGAAGACACGUUGAAGACUGAUUCCAGUGCUUCCUGGAAUGCUGUCAAGGUCCUCUACCAGCCAUGUAUCAAAAGCAGGAAUGAAAAGCUUGCCAGUUCCUGGGAAAGUGACAUCAGUGUCCACCCUCUAACCCUGCCCUCCGCAACCUGCUUGGAGCUGCUGUUGAUCUUAGCAAGGAAUAAUGCCACACUGCCUCUCUCCCUUCGCUAUAUGAAUUCCUUUCAGGAGCUUUCCUUGGCUAGAAGAGGAAGCAACAGCCUGGGAAGGAUGCCAGUCUUCAAGGAAAUGAUGGAUUGGAACGUGAAACCAUUCUAAGUCUCAGUUGAGAACCUCUCGUGAGCUCUCCUAGUAAUGACUAAUUGCUUUAAGAAAGAGAAGAUUUAAGACUAAGUGUUGGGAAACUAGGUAAAAGAAAUUGUGAGGAGCAAAAAUGAAGUGAUCUUAUUGUCCUUUUGGUCCUUGCCCUUGUAGUGCUGAAGCAGUGGAUAUGAGAUAUAGUGGAGGAAAAGUCCUGGAUUGGAGGUGACAGAUAGGUCUGGGUUAUAAUCUCCCCUCCCUUUAGAGAUCAGCACAUUGCUUCUUUGUGGGUUAGAAGUUGGGAAUGAUGGUCACAGAGGAGUGAUUAUAUUGGAACAGCAAAGAAAGUUAUUUCUAUAGGUUCAACAAGGGGCUUUAUGUAGUUAGCUUCAGAGGUUAGUGUUCAGUAAUUUAGGACAGUUUGAUUAAUCUGUAGGAUACGAGGGGGUGUCCAGUAUAUUGCCUGAAGCUGGGAUUAUGGAACAUAGACUAAA